GUGCAUCCCCGCCCCUCGCUGCUUGCUUAAUGGUAUGAUCCUUGUCUAUCAGACAUUUAUUGGUUGCAUGCAUGAACCUGACAGUCAGUCACUGCACACACGCAUGGCAUGCACGAAGCACCCGUAGAGCAUAACAUUAACAUGACAUUCAAGCCUAACCUUGACUUGAUAGGCUAUUCAUUUGGUUUAACAUGUAUCUACCUACUAUUUGCAUGUUGGCACUGCUUUUCAGAGUCAUUUGUGUCUUUUUGUGGGUCUAUACACCUGCUAACUACAACCCAUCAAGCUUAUUGCAGGUUCAUGCCCUUUUAGCACUUCGUUGAAGUAAGCAGAUAUGUGCAUGAUGGCACAGCCAUACAUGUCUUUCUGUAUACGCUGCUAACUCAUGUCCCAUGCAGGUUUAUUGUCUUUUUGCACCUAGAUGAACUCUCAAGGAUAGGUCUUAUAACCCUAAAAGUACACAUCAUAGGCCUACAUUAAAUUACAAUCAAUGUGUUCACAGCUGCACGAGUAGAUAGAAAAUUAUUUUUUUAUUAUUAUUAUUUACAACGGUUAGUUGAACAUUAUAGGGUCUCUGCCUUCCAUUCCCUGUUUGCUAAGUUAAACACAUAAAAUCAACUAAAUCUGUCCCAGUGCUAUAAAAAUUCUCGAGAAUAUUGGUCCAGAACAUUUCGCCGCUCGGUCUCGUGAUUCUCCAAAUGCUUCCCUGCCGUCGAUGCAGGUAAAACAGCAAAAAACGCUGUCUUUCUCAGUAACGCAGUGCUCGUGACGCCUUUCUUCUUCGUCGUUUCUUCUAUUUGUCUCUGACUCAUGCUCCAAUCCUUUAUUGAUGCGUCAGAUGUUGUGGAUGCCACGGAAUACAUGAUGCAAUGUUGCAGCAACAUUUAAGAUGAUCGCGAUGAGUUCUGCCUCCACGCUAUCUGUUGUCAAACCAUACCCAUCUACAGUGACAGCUGCCGCACUUAUUCUGCUUCAUAUCCGGCCUCUCGCGACCUCAGACCCCACGUCAUAUCCCACCCCUUGCAAGCCCAACUCCCUUAACCACCCGGAGGUCCCCAGGCUACAUGGGUCAAAUGCAGAGAUCUGAUUUAUUUUUGGAGUACCUGCACAUAUGCAAGACAAAUAAAAACGGAACCGCUGAAACCAAAACCUCAGUCUGGUCCACAACUUCCUUUAACGGUUACACAACAUUACCAUCCGAUUUUGACCUCCGAUUUUUGUGUUACAUGGAGCCGCCCUCAUCUCACGCAGCUUUGUGUUUCUAGGAUCUGGAUGCCAAGAAAUAUCCCAUGUCGGGUCCACAGAGAGGCUACUGCUUGAUCGUCAACAACUUCGAUUUCAGCCGUUCCUCUCCAAAACUUAGUAAUCGAACAGGGACAGAAGUGGAUGAAGAGAGCCUGAGGUGUGUGUUCACCUGGCUGGGCUUCCAGGUGGAGGUGGUGCAGGACGCCACCAGCGCCAAGAUGCUCUCCUCCAUGGAGGAGCUGGCCAGCAGGGACCACAGAAGGAUGGACUGCUUCGCUUGCGUCGUCCUGAGCCACGGCCUGGAGGGCGGCGUGUACGGGGUGGACGGGGGGGUGGUCCGGCUGGAGAAGCUCAAACGGUAUGUGGAUGGGGAGCAAUGCAGCUCCCUGAGAGGGAAGCCCAAGCUGUUCUUCAUCCAGGCCUGCCAGGGCAACAAGGAGGAGCAGGCGGUCCCUGUCCCGGCCGACGGACCUGUCAACCCUGAGGUCCCCGCCCAGACCGACGGACCCAGCAGCUCUGGGGAUAUCCGCAGCGACGUUGCGUCAGCGAUUGUGUCGAUACCCAUUUCGGCAGAUUUCCUGACCGCCAUGGCUACCACUCCCUCCUGUGUCUCUCUCAGAGACAGGAAGAAAGGCACCUGGUUCAUCCAGUCCUUGUGCGAGAAACUUAAACUCUUGGUUCCACGUAACAGAGACUUACUCAGUAUCCUGACGGAGGUGAACAACGACGUGAGCCAGAUGUCCGACCCCAACAGCAGCAACAUGAGACAGAUGCCCCAACCUAUCCACACUCUGCGGAUGAGUGUGUUCUUCCCAGUCCCUGAAAAGCCUCCUCGCAGUCUGCCCACCAGUAGCUCCCCGGGCUCAGUUCCAAAUCCAAUUGGUCAACUUGUGCACUAUAUAGCUCAAUACUUAGGGUGUUCCAUAUUGUAAAAUUUUCCAAAAUGUGAGUGUAACAAUCAGGUUCCCAAUAUAGGGCAAGGGCACUAUACUUAGGCCCAAUCCCGUUUCUUUGCUCACUGUCUCAACCCUACAUCUCAACCCUAACCCUCAUUGCUCAUGCUCAUUGCUACCCCUCAUUGCUACCCCUAACCGAUCC
Molecule: messenger RNA, 2343 nt
Organism: Gadus morhua (Atlantic cod)
Lineage: Eukaryota; Metazoa; Chordata; Actinopteri; Gadiformes; Gadidae
Product: caspase-8-like
Exons: 3
Coding region: 1290-2177 (295 amino acids)
Biological process (GO): proteolysis
Molecular function (GO): cysteine-type endopeptidase activity
Source: RefSeq, a predicted model, not a curated record